Pelagomonas calceolata is the source of this 1509-nucleotide messenger RNA. Lineage: Eukaryota; Pelagophyceae; Pelagomonadales; Pelagomonadaceae. The record is from the annotation of a GenBank genome assembly.
UGUAGUUUAUUUAGUUACUCACAGGCAGGGCCCUCAGUCCUCCGCCGACUCCUCGAUGGCCGUCACGCGGCGCUGGAUCCGCGUCUUGAGCUCGCCGGCGGAGUCGGCCUCCUCGGGCGAGAGGUCCUCGGCGUGCUCGAGCGCGGCGGCGAUGGUCUCGUGGAGGCCGGGCUGCUUGGCGGCGGCGGCCGUGAUCGCGGCCGUCGCGGCGGCGUUGUCGGCCGCGGCGGCCGCCUCCUCGGCGCGCGUCGCGCGGCGCUGGAGCACGCGGUCGUAGAAGCCCUUGGCCGAGCCCUCGGGCUUGGGGCGGCGGCGCGACUCGACGCCCGUGUCGCGGCGCUCGAGCGCCGUCGUCGCGCGGCGGAGCGCGCGCUUGGGGGCGGCCGCGGCCGUCUGCUGGCGGCGCAGCGAGGCCUCGCGGAGGUCCCUGAGCGUGCUCUCGAGGCUCGCGACCUGCGCCCUGAGCGCGGCGAGCUCGGCGGCGUCCUUGGGGGCCUGGCCGAGCGUCGCCAGCGCCCUGGCGGACUCGCCGAGCUUGGCCUGCACGUCGACCUCGAGGCCGUCCAGGAACUGGCCGAGCAGGUGCUUGGGGAUGUUGUGGCGCUGCGCGACGAGGUCGUCCUCCUCGUCCUCGUCCUGCGCGAGGAAGCGCGGGCUGUUGAGGUGCUGCUCCGUCGCGUAGAUGACGUAGCGCGCGUGCGUCUGGAAGAUGAGGCGGAUGAAGAAGGGCCCGCGCCAGGACUGGCCGUAGUGGUAGACCUCGCUCGUGCCGUCGUCGCGCUGCGCGUAGCCGAAGUUCUGGACCAUCUCCCAGAGCGUCCAGCCGAAGAUGGCCGCCGAGCACUUGAAGCGCUCCUUCUUGUUGAAGCAGACCGUGUGCGCCUCGCCGUCCUCGUCCUCCUCCUCGCGCUCGUCGAACUGCAUCGACACGACCAUGUUGCUGACGAUGGGGGGCAGGCCGAAGGUGUGCACGUGCCCGUUGUCGUCGAAGUAGCCGCUCCGCAUCAUGAAGUCGACCAUGAACGGGAAGACGCAGAAGAUCUCCAUGAAGUCCUCGUUCCCGUAGAACUCGGCCAUCGCGUCGGGGUCCGCCUUCGUGAUGAAGCGGUGGUCGUAGAAGUUGUCCGCCGACCCGAAGAAGUACUGGCCCGCCACGAGGCCGCCCGUGAGCACGCCCGCGCCGACCGCGACCUUCGCGCUGACCACGGGCUUCGCAUUGGUGGAGGCCCCGCGAUUCUGCGCCUGGCGCCGCCGGAAGGCCGCGCCGCCGGGCGUGAGGCUGUAGGCCCGCUGGCGGAGGGGCGCCGGCAGGCGGUUUGCCAGGCUGCGGAGCGCCAUGACGAUUAUCGGACAACACUUAUCGCAGUCCCACCAGGUUUUGUUAUGCCGCGUGCGCGUCGCGUGGCAACCAACGUGUGUGGUGUGGACGACCUGCGGCUUCGCUUAGGCGCGUCGGCCUACCACACGGUCCUUCGGGCCGCCCGGAAAGAUACCCUCGGACCGAAUAGG